AUGCCUCGCAAGAAGAGCACAGCCCGAUCCAAGUCGCCGUCCAAGAGGCAGCCCGUCAAGAAGUUCAGCAACCCUCAGCUCGCUUCGCAGUCGGCCGAGUCUGGGCACAGCAAGAUUAAUGUGGUAGCAGAAGCUCCGGAGCUUGGACCAACAGAGUCCUUGGCCAACGACAUCCAGCGGCCUCCUGCUGAGAGGCAGGAAUCCAGCCAUGAAUAUAGUGCUACUGGCCUAGACGACACCUCGAAAAGCCCGACUCGGGGUCAUCGACGAUCACCUUCUACUGCGAGAAGCAACGGUAGCAAAAUGGAGGAGACCGACAGCAACGGCCAUGCUGCGGACCCCGAGAGGAGCUUUGGAAGUGAGGGAACUGCCGACGAGACUCUCGUCGACGGCUUCGAAGUCGAUCGGUCCGAUUCAACGAGCGUGAAGGCCAUGAGUGACGAUAGCUACCCGCGUCUUGUCCUGGCAGCCCAUGGCCGCAGGAACAGCCGGUUCGGACUGAAGGCUGGCGGCAUCCGCUUCGCUCCCCUUCAGGUGCCGUUUCGACGCCGCCUCCAAACAGGAGCGGUCCUGUUUCAUGGCCUGUCCAUUCUUAUAUUCGUCUCGCUAUUCUUCUUCCUCGCGGCGAUUCCCUUCACCUGGCCCUUCCUGGUUCCAUAUCUUAUUCAUCUCUCGCUGUCUGGUGUCGCCUCCAAUGGCAACCUCACAUACCGCUCGGAGUGGCUACGUUCGCUUCCCAUUUGGAGGUUCUUUGCCGAGUACUACCCGGCCGAGCUUCACAAAACGCACGAUCUGCCACCCACCCGGAAAUACAUCUUUGGCUACCACCCCCAUGGAAUCAUCUCUCAUGGUGCCUUCGCUGCGUUUGGGACAAACGCACUUGGAUUCGCCGAGAAGUUCCCUGGCAUCACCAACUCUCUGUUGACGCUCGACAACAACUUCCGAAUCCCAUUUUACCGCGACUACAUCAUGUUCAUGGGCGUCCGAUCUGUGUCUAAGGAGUCGAUCUGGAACACGUUGAGCAAGGGCGGCAUAAACGGAGAGGGAAUGGGUCGGGCAGUGACCAUCGUCGUCGGUGGUGCCAGGGAGUCCCUGGAGGCUCAACCAGGCACCCUCAGGCUGAUUAUCAAGGGUCGCAAGGGCUUCAUCAAGAUGGCUCUGCGAACUGGAGCCGACCUCGUGCCCGUCUUGGGCUUCGGUGAGAACGACCUUUACGAUCAACUCAGCCCGAAAUCUCACCCCUGGGUACACAACAUCCAAAUGUUUGUGCUGCGGGUUUUCAAGUUCACUCUUCCUGCUCUUCAUGGAAGGGGCAUUCUCAACUACGAUGUGGGAAUGAUGCCGUACCGCAGACCCUUGAACAUCGUUGUGGGCAAGCCUAUCAAGGUUACGACAUCACCCACAGCUCAGCCCUUGCAGGAAGACAUCGACCGGUUACACAGCUUGUACACUGCCGAGGUGCAGAAGAUCUGGGACACCUACAAAGAUCAGUUCGCGCCCGAGCGCAAGGCCGAGCUUCAAUUCAUUGCUUAA
This is a messenger RNA of Colletotrichum spaethianum, 1533 nucleotides long. RefSeq names its product diacylglycerol O-acyltransferase 2A. Gene Ontology annotation, biological process: triglyceride biosynthetic process. The coding region runs from base 1 to 1533 and encodes 510 amino acids. The record is from RefSeq and is a predicted model, not a curated record. The transcript is spliced from 2 exons. Gene Ontology annotation, cellular component: endoplasmic reticulum membrane. Lineage: Eukaryota; Fungi; Ascomycota; Sordariomycetes; Glomerellales; Glomerellaceae. Gene Ontology annotation, molecular function: diacylglycerol O-acyltransferase activity.